AAGAGAUGCAAUACUUAGAAAAAUAAGGAGAAUAAGAACAAUAGGAUCAAUCGGAGUUAUAUUAAUAAAUAGAGUUAUAGAAGGACUUCGAGCAACAAGAGGAUCAAAAUGGAUAAGAAUUAUAAAUAAAAUAAUUGCAAUAAGAGGUAGAAGAAUAAAACAAUUAAGAAAAAUAAUAGGAGUAAUAAUAAGAUUAUAAAAAAUACAGCUUUUAGGAAUAAUAAUCAAAUUUGUUUGAAAAUAUUAAGGAUGGAAUCGCCGCAGGGGGAAUUGUAGGUGGAGCUGGUGCGAUGAUAGCUCAGGGAGGGUUGGCACUUUAUGGCUUUUCUUCCAUUGGACCAGUUGCAGGAAGCCUUGCUGCAGCUACAUAAGCCAGUAUCGGAAGUGUGGCCGCUGGAAGUGCAUUUGCUUUAGCUUAAGGAGUAGCAAUGUCAGGAGCGGCAGCCAUUGCAAUACCGGCUAUUGGAAUAGGCGCAAUAAUAGGAGGUGGAUUAGGUCUUAUUAAGAAAUUCUUUUGGUGAAUUUAUACAUUAAUAAUAUUAAAU
This is a messenger RNA of Paramecium octaurelia, 545 nucleotides long. The record is from the annotation of a GenBank genome assembly. Lineage: Eukaryota; Ciliophora; Oligohymenophorea; Peniculida; Parameciidae.